AUGGAGCCCUUCUGCCCGCUCCUGCUGGCGGGUUUUAGUCUGCGGCUCGCCAAGGCUUUCACGGUCAACGAGAGCAUCCCGGCCAACAGCAACUGGACCUCCACAACCGCAGAGCCGCAGGCCCCGGGCGCCCGGCCGCUGCUGGCCUGGCUGCUGCUGCCGCUGCUGCUCCUGCUGCUGCUGCUGCUCCUGGCUGGCUACUUCCUCAGGUUCAGGAAGCACCGCAAGGCCACGGUCAGCGGCGGCGACAGGAAGAUGCCCAACGGGAUCCUGGAGGAGCAAGAGCAGCAGAGGGUGAUGCUUCUCAGCCGGUCCCCGUCGGGGCCCAAGAAAUACUUCCCCAUCCCGGUGGGCCGGCUGGAGGAGGAGAUCCGGGCCCGCUCGGCUGACGACGGCAAGAUGUUCCGCGAGGAGUUCCACUCGCUGCCGUCCGGACACACGCAAGGAACCUUCGAGCAGGCCAAUAGGGAAGAAAACAGGGACAAGAACAGAUACCCCAACAUCCUUCCCAAUGAUCAUUCCAGGGUGAUUUUGAGCCAAGUGGAUGGAACACCCUGUUCGGACUACAUCAAUGCUUCGUACAUAGAUGGUUACAAGGAGAAGAACAAAUUCAUAGCAGCUCAAGGCCCGAAGCAGGAAACAGUGAAUGACUUCUGGAGGAUGAUCUGGGAGCAGAAGUCGGCCACCAUCGUCAUGCUGACGAACCUGAAAGAGAGGAAAGAGGAGAAGUGCUUCCAGUACUGGCCGGACCAGGGCUGCUGGACCUACGGGCACAUCCGAGUGUGCGUGGAGGACUGCGUGGUGCUGGUGGACUACACCGUCCGCAAGUUCUGCAUCCAGUCGCAGCUCCCCGACGGCUGCAGGGCCCCCCGGCUCCUGUGCCAGCUGCACUUCACCAGCUGGCCGGACUUCGGGGUGCCCUUCACCCCCAUCGGGAUGCUCAAGUUCCUGAAGAAGGUGAAGACGCUCAACCCCGCGCACGCCGGGCCCAUCGUGGUGCACUGCAGCGCGGGCGUGGGCCGGACGGGCACCUUCAUCGUCAUCGACGCCAUGAUGGACAUGAUGUACGCCGAGCAGCAGGUGGACGUCUUUGAGUUCGUGGCGAGAAUCCGCAACCAGCGCCCUCAGAUGGUGCAGACGGACGUGCAGUACACGUUCAUCUACCAGGCGCUGCUGGAGUACUACCUGUACGGCGACACGGAGCUGGACGUGGCCUCGCUGGAGAGGCACCUGCAGGCGCUGCAGGGCGCCGCCUCGCACUUCGACAGGAUCGGGCUGGAGGAGGAGUUCCGGAAGCUGACGAACGUCCGGAUCAUGAAGGAGAACAUGCGGACGGGAAACCUGCCGGCCAACAUGAAGAAGGCCCGGGUCAUCCAGAUCAUCCCGUAUGACUUCAACCGCGUGAUCCUGUCCAUGAAGCGAGGCCAGGAGAACACGGACUACAUCAACGCCUCCUUCAUCGACGGCUACCGGCAGAAGGACUACUUCAUCGCCACGCAGGGGCCGCUGGCGCACACGGUGGAGGACUUCUGGCGGAUGGUGUGGGAGUGGCGCUGCCACACCAUCGUGAUGCUCACCGAGGUGCAGGAGCGAGAGCAGGACAAGUGCUACCAGUACUGGCCGGCGGAGGGCUCCGUGACGCACGGCGACAUCAUCAUCGAGAUCAAGAGCGACACCCUCUCCGAAGCCUUCAGCGUCCGGGACUUCCUGGUCACCUGCAACCAGCCCCUGGCCCGCCAGGGGGAUCAGACCCGCGCAGUCCGCCAGUUCCACUUCCACGGCUGGCCCGAGGUGGGCAUCCCGGCCGAGGGCAAGGGCAUGAUCGACCUCAUCGCUGCCGUGCAGAAGCAGCAGCAGCAAACCGGCAACCACCCCAUCACCGUGCACUGCAGCGCCGGGGCGGGUCGCACCGGGACGUUCAUCGCGCUCAGCAACAUCCUGGAGCGCGUGAAGGCCGAGGGGCUGCUGGACGUGUUCCAGGCGGUGAAGAGCCUGCGCCUGCAGCGGCCGCACAUGGUGCAGACCCAGGAACAGUAUGAAUUCUGCUACAAAGUGGUACAAGAUUUUAUUGAUAUAUUUUCUGAUUAUGCUAAUUUCAAAUGA
Messenger RNA from Pipistrellus nathusii (Nathusius's pipistrelle), 2103 nucleotides. The record is from the annotation of a GenBank genome assembly. NCBI's taxonomy places the organism in Eukaryota, Metazoa, Chordata, Mammalia, Chiroptera, Vespertilionidae.